AUGGUCGAAAAGUCAGCGGGUAUCUCGCAAGCACGGUGCAAGAAGCGCGUCGAUAUCGACGAGCUUGGCAAAACUGACAAUCGGAAGCUUGAGGAGCGAGUCCUGAACCCUAGAGUUCAGAUACUGGGACUCGAUGCCUCGCAUCUCUUGCUCAUGCCAUCAAAUGCUGGCCCGGAUCUGGUUGAGCACUGA
Molecule: messenger RNA, 192 nt
Organism: Colletotrichum destructivum
Lineage: Eukaryota; Fungi; Ascomycota; Sordariomycetes; Glomerellales; Glomerellaceae
Exons: 1
Coding region: 1-192 (63 amino acids)
Source: RefSeq, a predicted model, not a curated record